CCCGUGUAUGGAAAGUGUAGUGUGAACGCAACGCAUACGUAGCAGGUAGCACUAGUUUGUGGAUAGGCCAGCCUAGCAAUUUCUCAUACCAUAUUGAUUGUUGAUAACUGUAUCUCGUGGAUUUUCGUAUUGCAAACAUGUGUUGGUAUUUCUAAAAGGUCUUUCUAGUUGAUGAAUUGCAGUUUGAAUAUUUGUGCAAGACUAAAUAUUGAAGAUGUCUGACAAAAGCAGUGUAUCUGGUGGUGAUUUGUUUACUGGAUGGCUGUACAAGUGGACCAACUAUUUAAAGGGAUACCAACGAAGAUGGUUUAGCUUAUCAAAUGGACUUCUCUCAUACUACAGAACGCAAGCAGAGGUUGCACACACAUGUCGCGGUACUAUUAACUUAGCAGGUGCUUACAUCGACACGGAAGACUCGUGUAACUUUGUCAUCUCUAGUGGAACUCAGACAUUUCAUUUGAAGGCCAGCUCGGAGGUAGAAAGGCAGAAAUGGGUGACUGCAUUGGAACUAGCAAAAGCCAAGGCUAUUCGAAUGACCGAGGAGUAUUCAGAUGAUUCUGGUGAGGAGCUCCCACAGACAGAAGCGGACAAAGCAGACAUUCAAAAUUCCAUGCGCAGUUUUGGCAACAAACUUGAGGAUUUGAACACUUGUAAUGACCUGAUCGUAAAGCAUGGUGCUGCUCUCCAGAGGGCGCUAAGUGAUCUAGAAUCAGUGCAAGAGACUUCGGAGCUUCCAACCAAAAUUAAAGCUAUCACAGAACGUGCUACUCUUUUCAGAAUCACAUCCAAUGCUAUGAUAAAUGCUUGUAACGAUUAUCUAGAUUUGGCUCAAACUCAAACUAAAAAGUGGCAAAGAACUUUGAUAUCGGAACGUGAUCAACGAAUACGUUUAGAAGAAACGUUAGAACUGCUUGCGAAACAGCAUAACUCAUUAGAACGAGCUUGUCGAAGCGACCGAGGACCUGACAGUCUUGGUACACAAGAUUGUCCGCAUCCAGCUGGAGAGUUUAGUGACGAAGACGAACCUGAGUUCUUUGAUGCCGUUGACGAAUCUCCGGCUGACAAAUUCACAGUGUCACUUCCAAGGGCAACAGCACUGAAAUCACACAGACGUCAAGGUAGUGAACACAGCUGCAACAGUAUAGGGGGAGAGGCUCGCAUCAACGACGAGUACAGCAGUGAUGAAGACAAGAUGCCCGAAAGAGAUGAAGCUCGAGUCAUCUCGAUCAAAGGGAACUUAGAUAAAAGGGGAGAGGACUCAGCACUGAUUUCAGGGACAGGACCUGUUGUCAGGAAGGGUAGACAGAGGCGAUCAACAAUUCCAGAGAGACCCAACCAUAGUCUCAACCUCUGGAGUAUCAUGAAAAAUUGCAUCGGCAAGGAAUUAUCCAAGAUACCAAUGCCGGUGAAUUUCAAUGAACCUCUUUCAAUGUUACAAAGGUUUGUAGAAGACUUAGAGUAUGCCGAUAUCUUAGAUAGAGCUGCUGAGUGUAAAACGACAGCCGAAGAGUUAGCGCACAUCGCUGCGUAUACAACAUCAAUGUAUGCUGCAACGUCGUACCGUACAUCCAAGCCAUUUAACCCCCUGCUGGGAGAGACAUACGAGUGUGAUCGAACCAGUGACCUUGGAUGGAAAGCAUUCACAGAACAAGUAAGCCAUCACCCCCCAGCUGCUGCUAUGCAUGCUGAAGGCAAAGAAUGGGAACUGUGGACUGACAUAACCAUCUCUAGUAAAUUCCGGGGCAAGUAUCUUCAGAUAUUCCCCCAGGGUGUUACUCAUCUAAAGUUCAAGUCCUCUGGCAGUCAUUAUACAUGGCGGAAAGUACCUCUCACUGUGCAUAACAUUAUCGUUGGCAAGCUCUGGGUUGAUAAUGCCGGAGAUUGCGAAAUUGUAAAUCACACGACAAAAGAAGUAUGCCGGAUGACGUUUAAGGCAUAUAGUUAUUUCUCCAGAGAUAUUCCAAGAAAGGUAACUGGCGUUGUAACGGACAGCCACGGUACCGCUAAGUAUGUGCUGUCGGGAACGUGGGACAAGAAGAUGGAGUGUGCUCAAGUAGUUAAUAUCACUGUUGAUAAGUCAAGUAAAGAUAAGCCAGUCUACCAGACAGGCCCUGCUAAGUUACUAUGGGCUAGGAGACCAUUAGCACCUGGUUUAGAAAAGAUAUAUUACUUUGGAGAUCUAACAAUGACUUUAAAUGAAAUGGAGGAAGGGGUAGCACCAACCGAUAGUAGGUUACGUCCUGAUCAACGAUUGAUGGAACAGGGACAAUGGGACGAUGCAAAUAAAGAAAAACUGAGGCUAGAAGAAAAACAAAGAGCUUCCAGGCGUAGGAGAGAGGAGGAUGCUAAACAACAUGCAGAGGAAGGAAAAGUUUAUGAAGCAUACAAACCAAAGUGGUUCCAUCGAGAAAUGGAUGCAUUUAGCAAGACUGUUUCUUAUAAAUUCACAAAUGAGUAUUGGCAGAGUAAGAAAAAGCAUGAUUGGUCAAGAUGUGCAGAUAUAUUUUAAUCUGGCCAAUCACAAAAUUUGUACCAAAAUGUUGAAGCAGGUCCACAAUACAAGAUAUAACUUGAUACCAUUGAAAA
This is a messenger RNA of Anneissia japonica, 2586 nucleotides long. RefSeq names its product oxysterol-binding protein 1-like. NCBI's taxonomy places the organism in Eukaryota, Metazoa, Echinodermata, Crinoidea, Comatulida, Comatulidae. The transcript is spliced from 14 exons. Bases 215 to 2509 code for a protein of 764 amino acids. The record is from RefSeq and is a predicted model, not a curated record. Gene Ontology annotation, molecular function: sterol binding. Gene Ontology annotation, cellular component: membrane; cytosol; intracellular membrane-bounded organelle.